Symbiodinium natans is the source of this 1158-nucleotide messenger RNA. Lineage: Eukaryota; Dinophyceae; Suessiales; Symbiodiniaceae. The record is from the annotation of a GenBank genome assembly.
AUGGAGCUUGAGCUGUUCAGCAUCACAGUCCUUGGUGGUUCCAGAUGCGGCAAGACGACCUUGAUCAAUGCCUUUGUCAACAACUCCUGCCCAACAGUGCUUGAGGAGACGGAGAGCGCGCAGCUCUACUACAAAACCCUCAACGUGACCUCCAAAGGAGGAGAUGCGGCUGCACCCCCACAGCCCGCUAUGGUCGAGAUCGAGGACACCUAUGCCGCCAGCAAGUCUGAUGGCCUGGAUGAGUACGAUCAACCUCGGAAAAUAGACACGUUCCUCAGGAUGGACCGGGCAGUCCAUACAGAUGGGGAGGCUGUGGAGCUGCUCCAGGGCUAUGAGAUUCCGGAGGUUAGCGAGUACCGGCCGUUGUCGCCUCGACGAAUGGCUUUCAUGCUCGUCUUCGACUGCACGUCCCAACUUUCGCUCAAGGAGGCACAAGACCUCCACAGCGCGAUGAGAAUGGACAUCGACGCUUCCACGAGACCUGUGGUGUGCUUGGUGGCAAACUGUCUGGAUGCGGACGCUACAGACGGAGAGCAGCGUCGGUUGGCGCAAAGAUACGCCAAAGACAGCAACAUCUCCUACUUCGAGCUCUCUGCUUAUGACCUGAAAAAGGUGAAGCAGCUCUUCCGCAGCGUGCUCAGCGAGAUCUACGCCAAGGAAGAUCUGUGGAGGCCCACUCAACACAGACGAAAGGCUUUUAGCCGUGUCGAGGACAUCGACAAGAAUGAGUUUGACAAUGAGAACAAUCGAGAGGCCCAGAAGAAGGCCGAAGAGGAGGAGUUUACGCGACUCUCCCGCGAAGCUGCUGAGGCAGCUCAGGAGAACAAAGUGCGCAUGGCCCAUGCGGCCGAAGCUGCAGAGGAACGCCGUCGCCAAGCCGUUGAGGAGGAGAAGCGGCAGGCAUUGGAGGCACAUUCGGAAGAGGACCAGGUACCAUACGAGCCACAAAUCAGAGCGACGGCGGUCGCCACCCCUGCGCCAACAUCGACAGGGUCAAGUGGGCCAAGGCUGCACUGGAGCCAGGCCUCUUUGGCAUCGACCUCGCAGACUCCCCCGCCGUUGCCUCCACCAUCUUCGCCUCCGGGAGCGAACACCCAGACCACGAGUGAAGAUCGCUUUGGUCUUUCCAGAUGGCUGCCUGCAUCGUUUUUUGCGUAG